AUGAUUGAUGACAGCAAAGACAUCUCAGCGUCUGCAGCGCGAGUUGACGAUGGCGCGCCUUCGAUUAGCCCUAAAGCUUCUAAAAUUGAUGUCAGCGGUAGCGUGACCGCCGCUGAGACAUCGUCAUAUAAGGAGCUUGAGGCCUGCAUCAUCCCCACCACUGGGCCCACGGCAAAGCGCAGCAUCGGUGCCCGGCCAUCCUGCUUCAAGAAUACGGCACAGGAGGUGUCGUUCGUGGCGCAGGCAACUAUGGCCAUGGCGACAGGGCCCUUGUUCCAAGGAGCCUGCAGCGUCAUCACGGCGUCGAUCGGACACGACCUAGGCAUGACGCAGGGACAGAUCACAUGGAUAACGGCGUCGACGGCGCUGACCGCAGGCGCCUUCCAGCUGGGGCUGGGCCAGCUCGCUGACCUUUUGGGCCGUAAGGCUCUGUUCAUCAUCGGCAUGGGCUCCUUCAGCGCCUUCUGCCUCUUAGUUGCCUUCGCGCGCACGCCGUUCUGGAUGGACGUAGUGUGCGGCAUAAUCGGUAUCUCCGCCGCCAUGGUCGUGCCCCCAGCCAUCGGUAUCAUGGGUGCCGCCUACUCCGUUCCCUCGAAGCGCAAGAAUCUUGCCUUCUCGAGCUUCAGCGCAGGAAACCCGCUUGGCUUCGUAUUCGGCACGAUCACAGGUGGUGUUGCCACGCAGAUCUUCAAUUGGCGUGCGACGUAUAUUUUCUUGUGUAUCUUGUGGGCUCUCUUCACCAUGCUGGCGGUGUGGAUGGUUCCCAGAGUUGAGGCGUACCCGCCGGGGGAGCCGCUCCGCACAAGGCUGCGCACCUUCGUGUCAACGUUUGACUUCCUCGGCACGUUCCUGACGGUGACGGGCUGUGGGUUUAUCACUGCCGCGAUAACAUUGGGCCCCACGGAUGGUUGGGGCUCUGCACAUGUCGUAGCCAUGCUCGUCGUUGGGGUGAUCAUCCUCACCUGCCUCCCGGGUUUCAUGGCCUUCAGUUCCAGCCAAUUCUGGCUCUCUUUCUAUAUGCAGGAGUUUCUCGGCUUGUCACCGCUGGGAGUUGCGGUGCAACUGCUCCCAAUGGCUAUCGCAGGCAUUAUCUGGAACAUAGUUGCAGGCAACGUGCUGCACCGUAUCAACAACACCCUGCUCUUGGCGGUCGGGGUCGCCUCGUACAUUGGAGGCUCCGUUCUACUCUCUCUCAUGACGCCCCACAGCUACUACUGGGCUAUCGUAUUCCCUGCGCUGGUUCUCUACGUCUGCGGCGCUGACAUACAAUUCAACGUUGCCAAUAUGUACGUGAUGCAAUCCCUGCCUACCCACCAGCAGGGUCUAGCAGGCGGUAUAUUCAACAUGCUCUUCCGCCUGAGUACGGCCGUCGCACUGGGCAUCUCGACCGCGGUCUACACUUCCGUGAAAGGGACCAACGCGGGUAUUGAGAAUCCGAUGCUCCCGUAUACGAAAACCUUUUAUGUCUCAAUUGCCUUGAGCGGCUUCUCUGUCCUGUUUCUCCCCAAAAUGAAGGACAAGGGCGAAAGGAUGGCGGUAGCACUUCGAUCGCUGAAGAGAGGACCAUCGCGGCCGUGA
Scedosporium apiospermum is the source of this 1578-nucleotide messenger RNA. RefSeq lists its product as uncharacterized. The transcript is spliced from 5 exons. The record is from RefSeq and is a predicted model, not a curated record. Gene Ontology annotation, cellular component: membrane. Bases 1 to 1578 code for a protein of 525 amino acids. Gene Ontology annotation, molecular function: transmembrane transporter activity. NCBI's taxonomy places the organism in Eukaryota, Fungi, Ascomycota, Sordariomycetes, Microascales, Microascaceae. Gene Ontology annotation, biological process: transmembrane transport.